Ilyonectria robusta is the source of this 990-nucleotide messenger RNA. RefSeq lists its product as uncharacterized. The record is from RefSeq and is a predicted model, not a curated record. NCBI's taxonomy places the organism in Eukaryota, Fungi, Ascomycota, Sordariomycetes, Hypocreales, Nectriaceae. The coding region runs from base 234 to 776 and encodes 180 amino acids. The transcript has a single exon.
GAAAUCAAGACCAUUGAUUACGCAUCCUGGUCGUUGUCAACCAAAGAUCCAACCAGACAGGGCCAUGCGAGGCAUUGAGUCAGCGAAGCAGCAUCCUCCCCACCAGCUCUCCACUCCCGAUCAAUCGCCUUGUCUAUCGUACAUAGCAGCUAAGACGGCUGUGACGGGAGUGCGGUAAAUGGCAGUAGGGUCCAUCUUUGCUGUAACUACGAUAGUCAUCUUGGAGACGAACCAUGACUUGGACGGUACCCCGUAGACAGGCUUCAACCGGUUACGAUGAGGCAGUCAAACGAACCAUCUUCACCAGCACUUCACCAGCACUGCCACAUGGUCCAACGUCCGCAUCCGCACCCACAAGGCCGGCCCACCAUUCGGAGCCCCUCCCACCGGCCCUCCCCCGGCGUUCGGACACACUCGUCGACGGGUCGUACUCGGGGUCAGGGACUUCACUCUCCACUGCCGCUUCGCCUGACUUAGUGCUCGUUGGCGUGGUUUGGCAAUCGCGCCCGCGAGUGAGUCUCACCCUACUCCCCACCAUCGGCGCACAUGCCCAUGGAUGCUCUACACCCCUAGAUGGCUCUUUGUCUCGGAGCCUUUCGAGCAGCCCCUCGUCCAUCAUGGCCCGUCCACCAAUAGUGGUCUCAUCAUUCGACGCGUGGGUGGCGACAGACGCUGGCCUUGGCUCUUGCUCAGCCGUUACUCAACGCCGACCUCCCAACUAUUGUAGCAUCGCGGACAUCGUGUCGAGCAUUGUCGGGACAUUGUGGACAUCGUGAUCCUCAUGUGUAGAUGCAAUGUGGCAACGUGAUCUCGUCGUCGACCAUCAACUCUGACUAUCAAACAGAGUCAUCUGUCCCAGACUGCCCACCCUUCCUAGUCCACUUCCUAUGCACCUUUCACCCUUGAAUCAAGUUAUCUGCAUCGUCAAUCGCGAUAAGUCCGAAAACUCAUCGUUUCCAUUGCUGGCGCCGUUUCGUGCCACGGGUAUCA